Messenger RNA from Sinocyclocheilus rhinocerous, 891 nucleotides. Its product is annotated as keratin, type II cytoskeletal 8-like. Gene Ontology annotation, biological process: keratinization; intermediate filament organization. Lineage: Eukaryota; Metazoa; Chordata; Actinopteri; Cypriniformes; Cyprinidae. Gene Ontology annotation, cellular component: keratin filament. Gene Ontology annotation, molecular function: structural constituent of skin epidermis. The record is from RefSeq and is a predicted model, not a curated record. The coding region runs from base 123 to 743 and encodes 206 amino acids. The transcript has 2 exons.
GUCAGCCAGCUGCAGAGAGACACGCAGAGGGACUUUGACUCUCCUUUGUGAGCAACCUCCUCCACUCCUCUCUCAGAGAGCACUCUCGUACCUCCUUCUCAGCAACUCAACUCACAGGCACCAUGACAAGCACCAGAUCUAUCAGCUUCGGUGGCAGCAGUGGCUCCAUGAGGAAGUCUGGCUACUCCAGCCAGUCAGCCUACGCACUUCCCGCCGGCUCUAGCAGGGUCAGCACCGUGACCAGUGUCAGGAGAUCUGGCGUGGGUGCCAGUCCAGGCUUCGGUGCAGGAUUCGGUGCUGGAGGCAGCAACUACAGCUUCAGCAGCAGCAGCAUGAGUGGAGGCUACGGUGGUGGUUUUGGUGGAGGUCUCGGUGGUGGCUUCAUUCCACCUCACAUCACAGCUGUAACCGUCAACCAGAGCCUGUUAGCCCCCCUCAACCUAGAAAUUGACCCCACGAUUCAGGCUGUCCGCACUCAGGAGAAAGAGCAGAUCAAGACCCUCAACAACCGCUUUGCCUCCUUCAUUGACAAAGUGCGUUUCCUGGAACAGCAGAACAAGAUGCUGGAGACCAAAUGGAGUCUCCUCCAGGAACAGACGACCACCCGCUCCAACAUCGAUGCCAUGUUUGAGGCCUACAUUUCUAACCUGCGCAGACAGCUCGAUGGCCUGGGAAAUGAGAAGAUGAAGCUGGAAGGAGAGCUGAACAUGCAGGGCCUGGUUGAGGACUUCAAGAACAAGUGAGUUGUAAUUUUGAAAUUGAAUGAACUGAUGGGGGAAAAAAACACUGAAAACAGAAUAGAUUCUCACAUUUCCUUUCUCUUAACAGGUACAAAGAUGAGAUCAUCAAGCGUGCUUCAGUAGAGAAUGAGUUUGUUCUGCUCAAGAAGGU